AGCUCACUUGGCGUUUCUCAAGUUUUACUCCGGCGCGUGCUCUGCCCAUGGAUGUAUAAUAAGACCGUCUGCUUUGUGUUGUCAGGCAGAGAAAGAAAUCGCAUCUGUCAGGGUGGCGCGUGUCCUGAUACACAGGCACCAAACGAUAGUAAUUUCGGUUGUCUGUUUUUAAAGUAGUUAACGUUAGGCAUUUAUCAUUUUUCUAUAAUGUCGGUGGGUGUGGAGUCUGGGUUCUCGAGCGAGGAGGUCUUAAACAGCCGCUUCCCUCUCCAUCGGGCAUGCAGAGAUGGGGAUGUCGGUGCCUUGUGCUCCCUUCUUCAGAGCACCUCAAACCCGGCUGACCUCACGGUGGAGGACACCUUCUACGGCUGGACGCCCAUACACUGGGCCGCUCAUUUCGGAAAGCUGGAGUGUGUGAUGCGUCUGGUUCAGGUGGGCUGUGGUGUGAAUGCGGUGACCUCCAGGUUUGCACAGACGCCCACUCACAUUGCUGCAUUUGGGGGCCACCCUGAGUGCUUGUUAUGGCUACUCCAAGCUGGUGCAGAUAUUAACAGACAGGACUAUGUGGGUGAGUCGCCCAUCCACAAGGCUGCUCGUGCGGGCAGUCUGGAGUGUAUCAACGCUCUCUUGAUUCAGGGAGCGAAAGCUGAUAUGAGGAAUGCCAGUGGGCUGACUGCUGCUGACCUGGCCCACGCCCAGGGAUUCCAGGAGUGCGCUGAGAUUCUCUCCAAUGCCCAGAACUUCCAACAAAACAUGGCUCAGUCCCAUAACGGGGCCUUUCUGAAUGGCAUGACCCAGAAUGGGGGCCAAGCUCGCCCCACUAUCCAGGGACGCAGCUUCUUGAAUGGCGUUCCCAACAGAAAGAGGUCGUUUGAUGGCAUGGAAGCAAACCCAAUGAAGAAGGCUAGACCAAACGUGGCAGGUGAGGAUUUUUCCUCAAAUGGUCACAGUCAGCCACAGCUUCCAUUUGGGUGUGACCCAGCAGCAGAAAUCCUCCAUGGCCAACUUGUCUACAAUGAUUCCUCUGAGAACAACGGCACUGAAGGCAGCCAGGUGGAGCACCAGAAGUCUGUGAAAGCAGAGCAGUUGUAUGACCAUGCCUUCUUCACCACCAUGCUUCUUUACCAUGGAUCCUAAAAUACAAAAGAUCUAGUUGACAGGCUAUUUUUUUUUUUUUUGCCUGAAUGUCAUAUAAGCCUAAACAAGAACAACAUUCAUUUGCCUUAAAACCAUUGAAUGGUCCAUUUAUUCAUUGAAAAUAUUUGUUUUUGGAAAGGGCAGGCCCAUUGUGGAUGGACUGAAAUGUGUAACUGAUAGAUCAUUAAGUUAAGAAGUGGGUUUUUUGUUUGUAUUGUUAAAGAGAAAGUGUUUGUUUAGCCUAUUUUUUUGUUUGAUUAAGCUGUAAAUACCCUUGUUCUGAUAUACACUAAGCAUCUGUAUUGAACCACUGCCAAUACGUUAUUAUUUUUACAUUUUAUUUGUUAUUUCUGUCUCAACUCGAAGUGGGAUCCCUGCCUCUUGAUGGUAAUACAAACAAUGCAAGUCCCAUGUUAUUCAUUAAGAAUUAAAAAAAGUUUAGCAAAAGUAAAGUUUGAUUCAGUUUAUUUUUGGACCUUCACUGGUAUAAAUAACUUGUGAAAUAAGUCCUUAUCCUGGAAAAUAUGCCAUGUUAACCAAUAAUAAAUGAGCUGCAUAGAAAUUGUGCUAACCCUUA
Sander lucioperca (pikeperch) is the source of this 1714-nucleotide messenger RNA. It is a transcript of the gene ankrd10b, whose product is annotated as ankyrin repeat domain 10b. Gene Ontology annotation, molecular function: protein binding. The transcript is spliced from 5 exons. NCBI's taxonomy places the organism in Eukaryota, Metazoa, Chordata, Actinopteri, Perciformes, Percidae. The coding region runs from base 208 to 1137 and encodes 309 amino acids. The record is from RefSeq and is a predicted model, not a curated record.